AUGGCUGUGCAAAACUGGAUCGAUAAUCUAAAAUCGUCCACGAAAACUGCUUUGAUUCACGAUGGGAGAAGGAAGAUCCACUACCUCUUUGCAGAUGGAAAAGAAAUGGCAGAAGAGUAUGACUUGAGAACUGAUGAGCUUGUUGUGCGGAAGUGGCGUCACAAAAGCACACUUGGAGCUCAGGGUCAGUGGCAGGUAGAAGUUGGGGAGUCACUUGUUGGUCCUGUCACUUCUUUGGAAACUGAGAUGCUCAAAGAAAAUUGCUCCAAUCACACACUGGGGGACACUGAACAGAAUUCCAUUUUAUUUCCACAGCCUGUGUUUAUGCGUAAAGAUACAAAGAGCAGCUUUCAGUGGAGGAUCCGGAACCUACCUCACCCCAAAGAUGUCUUUAAUGUUUCAGUACAGCCACCUGAAAGAAGUAUAGUCAUUAAAACUUCCAACAAAAAAUAUUAUAAGAAGUUUGGAAUUCCCGAUUUGGAUCGUAUGCAACUUCCACUGGACAGCUCUGCCUUAAGCUUCACUCAUGCAAAUAACACCUUAAUAGUCAGCUACAAAAAACCCAAAGAGAUUUUAACCUUCGAGCAGGACCUGUUGAAGGAGCUGAAGAAGCUGAAGGGGACGAGUGAAGGGGACAUUGACUGCAAAACUCAGUGA
Messenger RNA from Nerophis lumbriciformis (worm pipefish), 657 nucleotides. Lineage: Eukaryota; Metazoa; Chordata; Actinopteri; Syngnathiformes; Syngnathidae. The record is from RefSeq and is a predicted model, not a curated record.